This is a messenger RNA of Diaporthe batatas, 1898 nucleotides long. RefSeq lists its product as uncharacterized. NCBI's taxonomy places the organism in Eukaryota, Fungi, Ascomycota, Sordariomycetes, Diaporthales, Diaporthaceae. Bases 24 to 1715 code for a protein of 563 amino acids. The transcript has 3 exons. The record is from RefSeq and is a predicted model, not a curated record.
AAGAGAGCCCCGUACCAGUGCAGAUGGCUGCGCUCGAGAUUUGCGGCGUUGUCCUCGGCGUCAUACCACUCGUCAUAUCCGCGCUCGAACAUUACAAAGCCGGAAAGGGUGCCGCCGCUGCGUUCGUCAAGUGGCGCGGACAGCUUGACACUCUCAUAUUCCGGCUUAAGCUGCAGAGAACAUUCUUCUACCUUCACACGCUCGAACUCCUCCGCGAGGCACAAGUUGCGCAACUGAGAGAUCGAGUCGAUUUGACGGAGGAAGAAUGCGUGGCCGUCCUUCGCGAUAAGGAGACCGGUGAGGCGAUCCGGGAGUACCUUGGGCCCUUGCACGAUACUUUUGAAGAAGUCUUAGGCCGUUAUGAGCUCUCUCUCAAGACCAUUGUCGCCAAGAUAGGCCACAUCAAGCGAUUGCCCAAUGCACAAAAAGAUGAUCUUUCCGCUUUACUUGCUGCGAACACACCUUGCAACGAAAGAUUCUCAUUUAGAGAGAGACUGAGCUUCACCAUUGAAAGAGGCAGUCUAAAAAGUGUCCUCGAAGAGCUACGCGAGGAUCGACUUUCUCUGGAAACCAUUCUGAAAGGGCUCAAGACUCAGCGACAGUACCUUGCAAAGGAGCCAGGACAAUAUGCGCAAAAGCUGGCAACAAACUUUCGAAAAGUCCAACAGACGGCAACGACGCUGUUUACUGCUAUGUGCAAGUGUUGUUCGUGCCUUUGUGAGCCUAGGCACAGCUUGUUGCUGCGCCUCGACAACCGUGUGCCCACACAGCGUGCCAGGGCAAAGGUGGGGCAAAAAGCAGAUGAUCCGAUGAGAUUCGCCCUCUUUAUAAGUCUCGACAAGAUUCUUCAGGAAGUUUCUGUUAGCGCGUACGAAUUUGGCCCGUCUCUACAACGCCCAGCGACAGCGCAGCUUAUUGGUCAGCAAAAACAAAGAAGGACCGUUGAAUUCUCAAUUCCAACAUUAUCCAUCAUACCGGAGCAAGGCCCCCCUCGUUCCCAGGACUGGGAGCCCAUAUCCGACAUCUGUGGCUCCGCCAUGACCGCCUUUCAAAAGCAUCACCUUCUGAAGCUGGAUUUGAUUGCCCAUGACCUGUCUCCAACCACCGGUAUGAUGGGAGCUCGGUGUGAAGUAGCAGCUUCAACCACUCUAGAACAGUUUCUUCGACGCGGCUGCUUGGAUGAAGAAGCUCGCAUGACGCCGAAACAGCAAACGAUGCUUGCCCUCGAUAUCGCAGCUUCGUUGAUGCAGCUACGACAAACGAGCUGGUCUCCGCUCCCCUGGACGAACAGACGCAUCCAAUUCCUUAUUUCAAAACAGGGUGAAGUCUGCGGUUCCUUUGUCGAAGAGCUGAUUGGAAAUCGGACCGGCAACACGCCCUUGGACCCAAGACCCCAGGGCUCUGACCCGAAAGAGGCUUUGCUCGAGCUAGCCAUUUUACUUCUAGAGAUAUGGCAUCACAGACCGCUCGAUAUGUGGGCGGUGAAGCUGGGCAUGGAGUCCAUCGACACGCCCGAGGCAAGGAGAAUCGCGGCCAUCCGAUGGCUGGAGCUGACGUCGGACAGGUUGCCGCCGCACCAUCUAACCGCGAUCGAGCAGUGUUUGGCAUUCUGCUCCGGCAGGCUCCGGGUCUGGGACGACGGUGAGUUCCAGAAGCUGUAUUGCGAGAAUGUAGUGAAGCCAUUGCAGGAAAGCUGCAAGGCAUGGCAAGCUUAAGUCUGUCAUUGUGGUUGAAGGAAUCUUGUAGCUUUAAUGUGGCCUCCGACUAAGCCAUGAUUGAUUCCGGCACACGUAUAGCGUUGAUUGUGAAGGCAGCGCUCAGAGAAGUGAUCCCGUGGUAGGGAAAGUUCAGCAUGGUUAACUUCUUCACGCAAUUUAUUUCUGUCUAGGGUUAAUUAC